Molecule: messenger RNA, 2358 nt
Organism: Alligator mississippiensis (American alligator)
Lineage: Eukaryota; Metazoa; Chordata; Crocodylia; Alligatoridae
Gene: ZPBP2
Product: zona pellucida binding protein 2
Exons: 8
Coding region: 204-1157 (317 amino acids)
Biological process (GO): binding of sperm to zona pellucida; acrosome assembly
Cellular component (GO): extracellular region; acrosomal vesicle; zona pellucida receptor complex
Source: RefSeq, a predicted model, not a curated record
GGGGGGAGGAGGAGCUGGGAAAGGAGACCCCUCUUCAGUAAUUGCAAGCCCGAUUUCCACAAGGACCGAGAGCGCAUCACCUCCCCCUAAGCCCUCUCCCCCCGGGCAUCGCGGGGCUCAUCCUCCCCUCGGGGGAGAGACACCCCUGCGUGGUGGCGACGGGUGUCUGUCUCACGGGGAGAAACGUGGAGGAAAGGGGCGGGAUGGUGGAAGCUGCAAAUAACGAAGAACCAUAUUCUGUUGAGUUAAUAAAAAAGAAUGACAUUUAUGGCAGCAUCGAACAUAAAGUUGAUGUUUACGUAAAAGUGUAUACAAAUAGUCCAUUUCUAGUAUGCAUGGAUUUAGCACUUUCUCAAAAAGAACUUGUAGAUCCCAAGUACUUGUGGAUUGGUCCAAAUGGAAAGAAUCUAGAAGGACAAAGUUAUGCGACUGUCACUAAAACAGGAAAGCUGAUGGUGAGAGGUUUUCAGGAGUCUAUGUCUGGAUCGUACACUUGCACUCUUUCUUACGAUAUCAUCAAAACUGACACGCAAGAAGAGAAAGAAAAAUAUAAGGCAUAUAAAUUUAUGGUAUAUGCAUACCGGGAACCUGACUACACAUACCAGAUAUCUGUUCGGUUUACUACGAAAGAAUGCAGCCUAGCAGCCAAUGGUCAAUUUUUUGAAGGACUGAAGAUACAUUUGGAUGACUUAAUCUCCCAUUUGACAUGCCAUAUCAUAGAACCAUCAUACAAAUGCCAUGUUGUCAAGCCACCGAAACAUGGCCUCCUGCAUGAGCUAUUUUUUACUUUUAAAGUAAAUCCUUUUGCCCCAGGAUGGGAAGCAGUUUGCCAUCAGAUUUCUUAUGAUUGUGAAGAUGAAACCAACAGGAGAAUUCAAAAGGCAAGAGAUCUCAUUGAAGAAUUUUUCCAUGAACAACCUCUUGUUCUGAAGCAUGAGUUUCAGAAUAUACCUGCAAUACAUUAUAUAGACCACAGUUUUGAAGUUACUCGCAUUGACAGCUGUCGACCAGGUUUUGGAAAAAAUGAUGUAACCCACAGUGAUUGUGCUAGUUGUUGUGUGGUUUGUGAUCCUGGAACAUAUAGUCCAAACAAUGAAAUAACCUGUCGGAUUUGUAAAAACAUUCGAAUCAAAUACUACGGAGCUAAAUCUUGCUAAUAAACUUAAAAUAGAAAUUGGAAAACUGAAGAAAAGUUGUGAAAGCAUUAUUAUUCUUUUGUGAUGUCCAUUUUUUAACAAAUAGGGCUUUUACUGUUACAGUUAAACAGCAAAUCAUUUCAUAAUUCAUAUAAUUCUACUUUGUAUUUAAGAGCUAGCUGUGGCUGGAUAUUCUAAAAAUGUCUAACAUAAAAUGAUCAGGCACAAAGUAAUUAAAUAGAAGAAAAGAAUUUGAAAACAAUUAUGAGCACUGAUAUGUAGCUUUUAAUGAAAAGUGUCUGGUUUGUUGUAAUGACAAUGAACACAGCUACAAAACUAUAAUUACUUUAAAAUAAAUGAAAGAGCCAUAAGCAAUUCAUGCAGAUGACAUAAAUAUUUUCUCAUAUACAACAUGCACCUUUUCCCCAAAAAUCAGCAUCCCAAAAUUGGGGUGCCUAUAUUAAUUGGGAAAGCUGUUUUCUGUGUUGGAGAAGAAGCAUGUCUGAAGACACUUGGCGUUCCACGCUGCUGCCCAGAUGGCUGCCGCUUGUCCCACUCAGCAAGCUUAAAGGGCCAAGUCCUAUGUUAACUCUCUCAUAGCCACAGCUAUUGACUGAGCAAUGUAGCUUGUGCCUGAAGCAGCAAGUGAGCAACUGGUGGUAUUGUGAUGAGAAUUGUGAUGUGGACAACACUGUUAUUUACGGGAACUUAUAUGAAGAACUACUUACAGUAAAGUGCUAAUAGUCCUGCUACUGCCCUUGCAAGGGUCUGGGGCCUAACCUUGUGUGACAAAGAGUAAGUCCUCUUGGAAACAUAAGAGUGUCCAGGAGGUAUGGUAUCCCAGGCUAUAGUCUGGGUGAGGCAGCAGGAGCUUUCUGCUGCACCAGAGAAUUCCUUUGCCUGCUACCUCCCCCAUAUUGACUUCUGAGAUACCAUAUUUCCUGGACAAUUCUUUCAUGCUUCCAGGAGAAGUUAUUCUAUGUCACAGAGCCAGCCAUGACUCUAGAAACAUCUUUUUUUGACAGUCUGCCUCCCAAAAACAAGGUGCAUAUUUAAUGUGGGGGAUGUGCAUGUUGUAUGACAGAAAAUAUAGUAUUAUAGUGGAUUGAUUGUAAAAGAAAUGUUAUGUAUUAUAAUGCAGUAAGAAGUAGUCUGUGUAAGUUAAUGUCUUUUGGAACUUACUCUUGAGGGCUGAAAGUGGUCUUUAACAUACCCAGUGUAA